GGCCGGCCUCCUCCCUCCUCCGUCCGCGCUCGCUCGUUCGCUUCUUGGUCCGCAAGCCCUCCACGCCGCCUCCUCUCCUAGCGAUGGCGUCAAGGGAUCUCCGGCGGCUGCUCGACGGCGCGGCCCUCGUCGCCCGCGAGGCCGCCAGGCGCGCCUCGGCCCCCGACGUCCUCAGGUCCGCGCUCCUCGCCGCCACCGACCUCGCCGGGCUCACCAGGGGCACCCCGCGCACCCCGAGGCCCACCCCUCCCCUUGGACCCCACCCCACCGCCGCCGCCGCCGGCGGCGAGGCUCGUGCCUCCGUCGUGUACUUCUCCCACGACGAUGCCGGUCCCGUCUCUCCGCCGCGGCGGCCGCCGCAGGAUCCCCCGCUGGAGCAGCGGCCGCCUGCGCGUGAAUCCCCCCACCCGGCCCAGGCGAAGGAGAUCACCGAAGCCGGCGUAGCCGCGGCCGUGGGCGCAGCUGAGCCUGAACCUGUGGCGGUGGCCAGACCACCCGAUGGCGAAGCUGCUGGCCGCUCACCUGCACCCUCGCCAUCGCCCUCGCCGGUGGUGCGGGUGGAGAAGAGGCGGCGGCCGCGGGAGCGGAGGGUUCCCUCCACCCCAUUCACCAGAGCCCUCGGGUUCGCAGGUCUGGGUGCUGGCCUCGCAUGGGGAACGCUACAGGAAUCAGCUCGGCGGGUGGUGUAUGGGAGACCAGCGGACGCAGAUGGCAAGCGUUCUGCUAUGUCCCCGUUCUUAUCAGAUCAGAAUGCUGAGCGUAUCGCCCUGGCGCUGUGCCGGAUGCGGGGUGCAGCGCUCAAGGUGGGACAGAUGCUGAGCAUCCAGGACGAAUCCCUUGUGCCUCCACCGGUCUUGGCAGCUCUUGAUAUUGUUCGCCAAGGUGCUGAUGUUAUGCCGAGGAAGCAGCUCAAUUCAGUUCUUGAUGCUGAGCUAGGUCAGGACUGGUCCUCCAAGUUAACGAGUUUUGACUAUGAGCCACUAGCUGCUGCAAGUAUUGGACAGGUCCACCGGGCGGUCUUAAAGGAUGGUUCAGAUGUUGUCAUGAAAAUACAAUACCCUGGGGUCGCAGAUAGUAUAGAAAGUGAUAUUGAGAAUGUCAGGCUACUUCUGUCUUACACCAAUCUCAUCCCUAAAGGUCUUUUCCUUGAUAGAGCCAUGAAGGUGGCAAAGCUUGAGCUGGCAAGGGAAUGUGAUUAUGUGUUAGAAGCAACUAACCAAAAACGGUACAAAGAGUUGCUAUCUGAUAGUGAAGGCUAUUAUGUCCCUAAGGUCAUUGAUGAGUUGUCUAGCAAAAAAGUGUUAAUGUCAGAGUUUGUUCCAGGAUUUCCAAUUGACAAGGUGGCUAUGUUAGACCAGGAAACCCGUAACUAUGUUGGCUGUAAAUUGCUUGAGCUUACAAUAAAGGAGUUGUUUGUCUUCCGAUUUAUGCAGACUGAUCCAAAUUGGAGCAACUUCCUUUUCGAUGAACCUACAAGGAAGUUCAAUCUGAUUGACUUUGGCGCAGCUCGUGAUUUUCCAAAACGUUUUGUGGACGACUACCUUCGUAUGGUAGUUGCCUGUGCGAACAAGGAUAGAGCUGGUGUCUUAGAAAUGUCCCGCAGACUAGGAUUUCUCACAGGUGAGGAACCGGAAGUCAUGCUGGAUGCUCAUGUCCAAGCUGCCUUCAUUGUUGGUGUGCCAUUCGCAAAACCAGGUGGUCACGAUUUCCGUGCAAACAACAUCACACAUAGUGUUUCCAACCUCGGAGCUACCAUGUUGAAGCACAGGCUGACGCCACCACCCGACGAAGUUUACAGCCUCCACAGAAAGUUGUCAGGUGCAUUCCUAGCCUGCAUCAAGAUAGGGGCAGUUGUACCCUGUAGGGAGAUGCUGUUCAAGGUUUAUGAGCAAUACAAUUUCAGCGAUGAUCGUCCGGAAGUAUUGUCCAGCACCGGAUAGAAAUAUGAAAGGCCAACCUUUUGCCCACUUCCCUUUUGGGGAACUUUAAAUAGUUACAGGUCGGUUGCAGCUCAUUUUUUCGAGAGCCACACAAUCGGCUGCUCCAUUUGUUGUUAGGCUGAAAGAAUGCUCUGACAAAUUGUAUUAUUGAUAGCUUGAAAAGUGAGGAUAUUCUGUUUAGGGAUGAGCUCUACAAAAACUGUAUAAUGCUCUUAUACUUAAGAUGAUGAAAGUUACUCUGCAUAUUUUUGAGCACAAGAAAAUAAAUGCAUCAGAAUGAUGUUUCUGUAUAA
Molecule: messenger RNA, 2233 nt
Organism: Oryza sativa Japonica Group (Japanese rice)
Lineage: Eukaryota; Viridiplantae; Streptophyta; Magnoliopsida; Poales; Poaceae
Product: protein ABC transporter 1, mitochondrial
Biological process (GO): ubiquinone biosynthetic process
Source: RefSeq, a predicted model, not a curated record